CUCUCAACUCACUCUCCAUCUUUUUCAUCAUCAUGCUAGAUGUUCAAAGCAUCAUCAUUCCUUUCCCUCCAAUCAUUUGCAAUAAGAAUGUUUCAAGUGAAUAACAUCCAAAGUUGAGUAAAAGUUAUUCCCUUUUUUGGACUCUUUUUUUCCAUAUAUUAUUAUGUUGCCUGAUGAGAGGAAGAACAAGAUGAAAAGUGGAAGAAAAGGAAGACGAGAAAAGAUGAGAAAAGAUGAGAAGACUAACCCAGUGACAGAAAAUUGUCAGUAAACUGGAGGAUCAAUUGCAGAAUAGAAUCCUCAUCACCAUGAAAAAACCUCUUAUGUAACUUUCCUCAGUCUUCCACUUUCUUUUCAUUUUCAACUGAUUCCAUCAUUAUCUUCAUCUGCAUCUUCCAAACCAUUAUCACCAUCAUUAUCAUCAUCCCAUCACAAUGUAUCACUCAACCAAUCGUAACCAAGUCUUUCAACAAUUAACCACAUCACUAGACCAAAAGGUAAAAAAAAGUGGAACCAAAUAAAGUUCAUCUUCAAUGAAUUAUCCAUUGAAAUCAGUUAAACCCUACAAAAUUAUCUUCGCCAAAUCAACGACAAUUAAUAAUCAAUGAUUUAACUAACCAAUGUGAACAAAGUCUUUCAACUCAGUCUUUCAACUUAAGUCUUUCAAAGCUUGUAACCUUAAAAAUUGAACGUCUUUCAAAGUAUCAAUUUAAUGUGAUUCCAAUCCCAAAUUCCUUAUGAGAAGUGAUUCAGUUGAUUCACUUUAUCCUCUUAGACGAGGUCGUCCCAAUCGAAGUGUAACUUUCUCAGAGGUUACCCUUUACCCCAACAAAAAUGUUGACCCACCAAUGUAUUACCGUCAACGUCAACAUUACUCACCUAAUCACCAUCGUUCAAGUUCAUCACACUUGACCUCAUCUCAUCCUUAUCAACACAUUCAUCAUUCACCCAAUCACCAUUCAAGUUACUCUCAUUUACCUAGAUUAACAGCAGCCCACCUUUACUCACCUUCAACCCUUCAUUUAAAUAGUUCAUUAGUUAAUGAUCUUCAAGCAUACAACCUAAUGUCCAGCACAAUCGGUAACAAUCAACCUUCAAAUGAAUAUCUAUGUUCAUGCCAAUAUGAGGACAACAUUAACACAACCGUUAACAACACCCAUAACAACAUCAAUUCAAUUUACGAGUCAACUACAGGUUUAAAUGAAAUCCCAAGAGAUAACCUAAUUGUACCCUUCAAGUCCGAGUCAAUUCAUUACGAUGAAGUUAACCCAAUCACUGUUACCAACAACAUUAACAACAAUUCAAAUCAAAUGUACAUUCAACACCACUUUCAACCUCAUCAACACGCAACCCAACAAAAAGUGACACUCAAAGAUUCACUUUAUCAUAGUCAAACCAAUCAACCAGUUUUAAUAGCAACCAAUGCUAAUCACAAAUUAAUAUCAACCCAACCAACUUACAGUAAACAAUUGGCUGAACGAGCCAACAAUCCAAACCCAAACUCACAGACUAAUCGCACCUUGAUUGAUGUCCUGUUGGAGUGGACAUGUUUACCUGAGAAAAGCUUGUUAACUUCAUCACAAUAUUUUCCCUACUUUUUGGCCCUUACAUUCACAGUAAUCAUUCUCAUCCUCAUCUUAUCAUCUUUCUUGCUUCUUCACAAAAUAGGAUAUAUUUCACCAGCCAAGGUUUAUACAGAUUUGGAUGAACGUCCAUGUGAUAAAUUUUUUUGUCCUUUUGGAGCUGCUUGUGUUGUUGAUAAAAAAACGGGCAAACCUUUCUGUAAAUGUUUAUCUACCUGUACAGUUGAUGUUUUUGCUCCAGUUUGUGGCAGUGAUAAUAUUACUUAUUCAAGUGAAUGUCAAUUGAAAUUGGCUUCAUGUAACCAACGAACCACCCUUUUUGUUAAACAUCCUGGUGAAUGUCAGGUUAAAGAUCCUUGCGAGGAUAAAAUUUGUCCAUUUGGAGGAAUAUGUAAAUCGUCAAUCGAUGGUCGAUCAAGUGAAUGUGUUUGUCCAGAGAAAUGUUUAAUUUAUGGUGAUACUAAAUCAUCAGGAUCAGUUUGUGGUUCAAAUGGGAUGAAUUAUCCCAAUUCAUGUGAACUUAAAAGAUGGUCUUGCAUACAUUCAGCUGAUGUAACAAUUAAAUAUCACGGAAAAUGCGGUAAUUUUCAGUCAAUGUUUGGCAAAAUGUAUCACCAUCAAGUAUCGUUACUUAAUGCAUUUUUGUUGUAUAUUUUGACAGAUCCGUGUGAUGGAAUUGAUUGUCCAGUUAAUCAAAUAUGCCAAUUAGAUGAACAUCGUAAUCCAAUAUGUCGAUGUAGUUCACUUUGCAAUGAUAACUUUAAACCUGUUUGUGCCUCUGAUGGUAAAACAUAUGCCAAUGAAUGUUUCCUUCGAGUUGAAUCUUGUCGAAGUAGACAUAAUUUAUAUAUUAUUCACCAAGGUGACUGCAAUUCAUCAAAAAUUAACGAUAAAUGUAUAUCUCUUAAUUGUUCCAAUUAUGCAAUGUGUGACUUGAGUCAGUCAGGUACAGCAUCAUGCCUUUGUCCGUCUGAAUGUCCACCAAUAUUAAAGCCAAUCUGUGGCAACGAUGGAGUUACUUAUGAAUCUGUGUGUGAUUUACAACGUAAAUCAUGUUUACUCAAUCAACCGGUUAAAGUUAAACAUUACGGUUCCUGUUCAAUGAAUAACCAAUGUGAAAAAACUGUUUGCUCUUUCGGGGCAAUAUGUGAUGUUGAUAAGUCCAGUAAAACAUCUCGAUGUCGAUGUCCAACAUCGUGUACUGAAGAUUACAAUCCAGUUUGUGGAACUGAUGGCAUCUCAUAUGUUAAUCCAUGUAAAUUAGCAAGAGAGUCUUGUGAGAAAAGAAGAUCCAUUGAAGUUGCUUACAAAGGCCUUUGUGGAGGGUGUCAAAAUGUUUUAUGUGAUCAUUACUCUAUUUGUGAAACUGAUAGCCUUGGUCGAUCAAAAUGUUCGUGUUCUGAGUCAUGUGUACCUGUUGAUGAACCAGUUUGUGGUACUGACGGUAAAACAUAUCCAAACGAGUGUUCACUACGAGUUACUUCUUGUAAACAGCAAACAUAUAUUGCGGUAGAAUCUAAAGGUGCAUGUAAUGUAUGUAAAAAAACUAAAUGUAGCAACAACAGUGAAUCUCGUUGUGAUGAUGGUGAAUGUAAUUGUCGUGAAGAUUGUCCAGAAGAAAAUGAGUCUGUUUGUGCUUCUGAUGGAGUCACCUAUCGUAAUCAAUGUGAAAUGGAAAAAAUUUCAUGCCAAACUAAUAUCGAAUUAUCUGUAAGAUUUUACGGUAAAUGCUCAGACGAAUCUCGACCUUCUGAAAAUAACAUAAUCAACCAAUUAAAUCUACCUACUGCUGUUGAUAUUAUAGAGUCAACUACAGCUAGUUCGUUUAACAUAUCUCAAAUACAGUUUGAGCAAAAUACAACAGAAUCGGUACUAAAUAUUAUAGUAUCAUCGAGUACAACGGAAUCCCCUGUAGAAUCUUUAUGUGGAGGUAAAAUGUCAUGCCAAUUUGGAUCCACUUGCAGUCAAUCUUCUGAUGGGAAUUGGGAAUGUUUAUGCUUAUUUAACUGUGACGAAACCAACUCAUCUGAAAUUAUUUGUGCCAAUGAUACUUAUUUUUAUCCAAAUGAGUGUUCAAUGAUGGAGAAAUCUUGUCAUAAUCGAAAGCCAUUAACAAUUGUUUCUCCAGAAAUCUGUAAAGAAGCAGACAUUUUGAGUCGCGAAACAGAUGACAACUCAAAUGAUUGCAAGGAUACAAGAUAUGGAUGCUGUUCUGAUGGAGAGACUCCCAGUCGAGGUCCAAAUUAUGCUGGAUGUCCCGAUAUUUGUGCAUGCAAUAGGCUUGGAUCUAUUGGAACCACUUGUGAUCCAGUUUCUCGACAAUGCUCAUGUAAACCUGGAGUUGGUGGACUGAAAUGUGAACGCUGCGAACCCGGCUAUUGGGGCCUACACAAGAUAUCAGAUGGAAAUGCAGGUUGUAUACCUUGUUCCUGUAAUGAAUAUGGCUCAGUUCGGGAUGAUUGUGAGCAAACAACUGGUCGGUGUGUUUGCAAAGAUAACGCCAUUGGUAUGAAAUGCGAUGUAUGUGUUCCUGGACAAACGCUUACUCAGUUUGGAUGCAUUAUCGUUGAUGGAGAAUCGAAAAAGGCUGAUGAAAAAGAUAUUUAUGAUUACGAUAAAGAUAAAAUGACAAAGUUGAAUGAAAUUAUAACAUGUGAUCAGAUGAAUUGUUCAUUUGGAUCAAUCUGUAUUCAAAGUGAUCCAACUCGCUCACCUGUCUGUUCCUGUCAGUAUAAUUGUGAUUCAAGUGAUUUGCUUCCUGUUUGUGGCUCAGACAAUAAUACUUAUGGAAGUACAUGUCAACUGAAUUUUGUUGCAUGUCGAAAUCAAAAGAUAUUAACAGUCAUUAAAAUAGGUUCAUGCAAUGAAUCGCCCUCGUCAACAUCAACAACGUCUUCUUUGCCAUCUUCCAGUGAAGAAUCUCAAUCCGAAUCAUCACCAGAUUCACUUUAUGUUCCAUCGAUACGCACAACUUCAUCUACAACUUCACCAACCUCUGUUUCAAUUACUUCAACAAUCACAACAACUUCCACAACUAUUUCACCUCCUACAAUUUCAUUAGAUGAUCAAAUGUUAUCAAAUGAUCCAGUUGCUAGUCCACUAAUCUCAUUGACUCGUAACUUGGUUUUAUCAAGUGAUCUUGAUCCACCCAAAUGGUUUGAUGUUCCUCGAUUUUUUGGGAGAUCUUAUUUAGUACUUGAUCAUCUUAAGAGCAAAAGUCGACUUGAUAUUGAUCUUGAAAUGACAACAUCAAGACACGAUGCAAUUAUUUUAUAUAAUAGUCAAAGGCCAAAUGAUUUUGGAGAUUUUAUCGCUUUAACUAUUAAGGAUGGGCGAGUUGAGUUCCGUUAUAAUUUAGGUUCUGGUUUGGUGAUUCUUCGCUCUCCAGAUAAGAUUCCACUGCGGCGCAAGAUUCGAAUUACUGCUAAAAUAUAUCACAAGGAAGGUUUAUUAUCAGUAUCAGGUCAGGAUCCGGUUACUGGCCGCUCUUUAGGAUUAAUGAAGGCUCUCAAUCUUGCCGACUACUUGUUUAUUGGUAGUCUCCCGUCUGACCGUUCAAACAAUCGUACUCUCCACAAUUUAGGAGUUUCUUCUGGGUUGGUUGGAUGUUUAAUUAAAUUGACAAUUAAUCAUGAGUUAAUAAAUAUAGCUUUCCCAUCUUCCAAGAAAAUUGUGGCUCAAAAUGGUAUCCGCAAUUGUGAUUCUUUGUGUCAUUCUUUAUCUUGUCAAUCACCAGCUGAUGAACCCUCGCCUCCAGACGAUGAUAAUAGUGUUGAUGGUGGAUUUCAUCGACAUGAUCAUCAACAUCAUCAACAUUUUUCUCAUACCAAUCAUCACCAUCAGUCAGUUAAUUAUUUGUCAGAGCAUCAAUCAAGUACAGAUAAUAUUAUUCAAAAAGAAAUGGAUCUGAAUUUUGUUCCUGAUUUCAGAUUAACAUCAUUUCUAAUUAUCGAUGAUCAUCCAAAUUUGGCUCAUGUCUGUCAAAUUGAAUUAGUUUUUUACAGUCGUGCCUUAAAUGGCCUAAUUUUAUUCAGUGGUCCAAAUAAAUAUACCAAAGGAGAUUAUCUUUGGAUAACCCUAGUUUCUGGUUAUCUUGAAUUUGUGUUCAAUCUAGGAUCUGGUCCUGCUUAUAUCAGAUAUCCCAAUCAAAUCAGCUUGAAUAAAUGGUACAAAGUUAAAGCAAUCAGACAUCGUCGUAAAGGUACUCUUCAAAUUGAUUCCGGUCCAAUAAUCUCAGGCGAAUCAAAGGGUAAUUUUAAUGAACUUAAUCUUCGUGGUUCUUUGCAUCUUGGAGGUGUCCCUAAUGAAACAACAACAACUUGGUUUCAAUCACGUUAUCCUGGAUUAAAUGGUUCAAUUCAAUAUCUUCAUCUCAAUGGUCAUAAAUGGGAUUCUCUGGUUGAGCGUGCCUCUCGUCGACAUAAUAUUCAUCAAUUUCAUGGUCCACCUUGCAUUAACUCUAACGGCCAGCCUGUUUGCCUUAAUUUUGGUCUUUGUUCGCCUAAAUUAAAUAGCUUUUUAUGUUCCUGUUCAGAAGGUUUCACAGGAAGGCGAUGUGAAAAACGGCUUCCUGGUGUGUCAGACGAUUCAUCAGCAAUCAAAUUAAAUGGAUCGAAUCCUUUCAGCAUUAAAAAUCAAAUAAAUUCUAUUUCAACUAGUUCAAAGGACACUUUCCUCGAGAUAACAUUUAAAACUGCUGCCUCUAAUGGACUUCUAGUCUGGACAAGUAAAGGAGCCAAAUAUUCUUUACGUAAUGAUUAUCUGUCCUUAGCGAUCGUUUCCGGGUCUUUAGAGUUGAGCUAUAAUCUUGGUCGUCAACAGAUUCCUUUUGCUCUUCGCAGUCCAGUGAAAGUAUCCGAUGGCCGUUGGCACCAUGUAACCAUUAUAAGGAGCAAAAGACUUGGUAUUCUGCAAGUUGAUAGUCAAUCUCCAUUAAGUUAUCAUUCAUCUCGAGGUGCAAUUGAAUUAAAUACGAAUGGUAUUCUUUGGUUUGGUGGAUCUCCUGAUCUUCCCAUAGGUCUUCCUUUACAAUAUUACUCUGGAUUUAAUGGUUGCCUUCAAUCUAUCAUAAUUAACGGAGAAACUUUAUUGUGGAACCAGAGUUUAACUGAUAUACAGUCUUAUGAGCGCUGUACAAGUCAAACUUAUUUAUAACUUUAAUUUAUUGUACAAUUUUUGUUGAAUUACAACAAAUCAAGUCUUUCUUUUUUUCUAAUCUAUCAAAAAUUAGAUUUUAGUCAAUUAUUUAUGUAUCAUAAUGAUAAAUCUUUUGCAUUGUAUAGUGAACAUAUUUAGUCGAAAAAAUUAAAGUCAACCAAAUUAUGUGUGAUUCGUAUCUUUAAAACUCUUGAUUAAAACAUUAAAAACCAAUGA
This is a messenger RNA of Tetranychus urticae (two-spotted spider mite), 6956 nucleotides long. Its product is annotated as agrin. NCBI's taxonomy places the organism in Eukaryota, Metazoa, Arthropoda, Arachnida, Trombidiformes, Tetranychidae. Gene Ontology annotation, molecular function: protein binding; calcium ion binding. The record is from RefSeq and is a predicted model, not a curated record. Gene Ontology annotation, biological process: multicellular organism development; cell differentiation. Gene Ontology annotation, cellular component: extracellular region.